AAUUUAUAUUCUUUGACUAACUAAAUCUAAACUAUAGUCAUGAGUUCACCCUAUAAAUCUAAGCCUAGGUUGAAAAAGAGAACUUACAGCCGAGGAGGAUGUGUAGAGUGCAAGAGAAGGCGAAUGAAGUGUGAUGAAGGUAAACCCUUUUGUCAUCAAUGUACUAGAUUAAGUAAACAAUGUGUAUACCCCCCUAAACAGCCUAUAAGAUUUGCGGUGAAUUCAGCUGGUCCAACGGUACCGAAUUCCUUACCGGAUUUAGUAUUUAAACCUAUAGAGACCUCUAAGGAUAUGAUUACUGUAAUACCUCAUCCACCACCUCAUCUACCAGUACCUCAUCCACCGCCUCAAUUACAACCUCCACAUCCUCAACCACCACAACCAAUACCUCCCCAAUCUCAACCAAUACCCAUCCCCGUUAAGAAAUUCAAGAAUUCUAUUUCAGAUAUCCUUACUAAUGAAUCACUAAGUACUCCUAUAAUAUCUCAAUUCGAAGAUAAAGAUAUAAAAUACUUAUUUGAAGAAGCUAGUCUCCUAGUUAAUGAUCUUAAUGGUUUAGUUCCUAUUGAUUUUCUUGAUAUUGGUCCAGCUACAAAUACUCCAAAUAGUAUAUCUAUUAAUAAUACAGAUCCAGAAGUUCAAUUGACAGCUUUAGGUAAUGGAAGUAGUAGUGAUACAAGUACUCGAUCAGAAAAGCAUGAACGAUUAAAUUUUCAAAUUGAUGAAUUCUCUAAUAAGAUAAAACUUAAUUUAUCACCUGAUGAUGCGGAUAGUCCAUUAUAUUUUCAAGAAUUUAUUAAAAGUGAUCAAGAUUUAUCGAUAUCCAAUAGUGAAUUAAUUUCAAGAACUUUAAGACAUUAUCAUCUUGAUGGACCUCAUGAAACUUAUCUUAAUUCAUUAACUCAAACAGAUAUUUGUUUACAUUUAUAUCCCUUUGCAUCUUCAAUUGAAUCAAAUGAAGUCAUUAAAAUUCUUUUAAAAUAUCUGAAUAAUUGUCCUUAUCUUUUAACUUCUUUACUAGCUAUUUCUGCAACUUUCCAAUAUAAUAAAUCUUAUAAAAAGAUUCAUGAACUGAGCUUUCAAAAAUAUCUUACGGUAUGUUUACAAACUUUAGGUGAUGCAUUUACUGAUAAAAAUCCUCAUAAGAAUGAAGCAAAUGAUAUUGAAAAAUUAUUAUUAACUGUACUUGUUUUAGCAUCUAAUUUUGCAGCUACAACUUCAAUUAGAAAUUUUAAACAUAAUUGGAAAACUCAUUUACGAGGAGCCAAAGAUUUACUUAUGAAUUAUUUAACUUUAACAACCAGAAAUAAUUCUUAUAUGACUGGAGGUUUAGCAUUAGCUAAAUGUUGGUUUUAUACCAUAGAAACUAUUGCUGGAUUAAUAUCUCCAUUAGGUGGAACCAUUAAUAGUGUUAUAAGAAGUGGUACAGGUGAUCAAGAACGAGUAUUUUCAAAUGAAAAUGAUAAUAUACUUUAUAGUGAUGUUGCAUACUUUGAUAAAGAAAUAAAUCCGGGAUAUCAUGAUGCAUUAAUUAGAAUAGGUUUAUUAAUAAAACCUCAAAAGGGUUCAAAUCUGAGUGAAUUUAAUUUAUUUCUUGGAUUUACACUUAAAUUAGUUUAUUCAGUAACUGAAAUGAUUAGGGCCUUGGAUUUAUUACGAGCUAAUCCAUCUAUACAAAUAAAUUCUUCAACUAUUUCUAAAAUCUUUUCAUUAGUUGAUCAAGCUAGAAAUGAAAGAAUAGUUACGGGAGUUAAUGAGAAUAAUUUCUCAAUUCCAGAAAAUAGUCCUGGUCAUCCAGCAUAUCCAUUAAAUGCUCCUGAUAAAAUUACUUUACCUCAAUCAUGUUAUUGUAGAUAUGUAACAUUUACUAAUCAAGUUAUAUAUUAUUCAUGGUUUGAUUUAUCUCAUCAAUUACAUUGUUUAAUCAUUUAUUUAAUGUUAUUAACCACAAAGGGAUUACUUGGUCUACCUCGUGAACAUGCGUUGGUAGAAGAAUUAGUUGAAUUCAUGUUAAAUUCAUCAUUUUUUAUAAGAUCUAAACAAGAAUUCAGUCAAGAUUAUAAUAAAGAACAAUCUAAUAUAGUUGAAGAAACAGAAAAUUAUUAUUUAUCUCAACAAAUCUUUGACUUACGAGCCACUAUGGUGGUUGUACCAUUAUCAUUUUGUUGUAGAUAUGCUCGAUCACCUCAACAAUUUGAAAAAUUAGAGUUAUACUUUUUAGGAAUUCGGAAAUUGGGUCAUGGCAGUGCCCAGGGAGCAUUGGAUUUCUUAUAUAAACAUAGAGAUAAUAAUGUCCUGGUAGAUCAACUUCAUGAUGAUUUAGAUAUUCUACCAUUUGCAUAAUAAAAUAAAUGUAUAGAAUAUAUAGACUAUGUAGGCUAUGUAGGAUCGGAAAUUCGGCAAGUUUUACCGAACUCCAAUUGAUGCAAAAUAAACGACAGGAACGAGGACGUGCGUAUGCCCACAUAGUUUUUUUUUCAGUUAACCCAUAACAAGAAA
Molecule: messenger RNA, 2499 nt
Organism: Scheffersomyces amazonensis
Lineage: Eukaryota; Fungi; Ascomycota; Pichiomycetes; Serinales; Debaryomycetaceae
Gene: LYS144
Product: Lys144p
Exons: 1
Coding region: 40-2343 (767 amino acids)
Biological process (GO): positive regulation of transcription by RNA polymerase II
Cellular component (GO): nucleus
Molecular function (GO): DNA-binding transcription factor activity, RNA polymerase II-specific; zinc ion binding; transcription cis-regulatory region binding
Source: RefSeq, a predicted model, not a curated record